Phoenix dactylifera (date palm) is the source of this 1711-nucleotide messenger RNA. Its product is annotated as putative protein phosphatase 2C 60. The record is from RefSeq and is a predicted model, not a curated record. Gene Ontology annotation, molecular function: cation binding; protein serine/threonine phosphatase activity. NCBI's taxonomy places the organism in Eukaryota, Viridiplantae, Streptophyta, Magnoliopsida, Arecales, Arecaceae. Gene Ontology annotation, biological process: protein dephosphorylation.
AUCCGAAUCCACGCUCUCUUCGUUUCUACCCCCCCCCCCCCCCCUCCUCUCUCUCUCAUCCGCUUCCCUUCGUUUCAAUCUCGGAAGAAUCCGCCUCGCGUCGUGUCCAAUCGCACCUCUCGCGCUGGAGUAUAUGUGGAUUAUGCAUUCCAGAAAUCGAAGACAAUGCAUUUACUGACCUAAGCAAAAACGUGUUGAGAGAGUCUGCUUUAUCUGUCUAACAAAAAUACAAGCCAGCCUUAGAUAUGGGAAUAUAUCUUAGCACCCCAAAAACUGAGAAGUUUUCUGAAGAUGGUGAGAAUGGCAGGCUAAGAUUUGGUCUUUCAUCAAUGCAAGGAUGGCGUGCAAGUAUGGAAGAUGCACAUGCUGCAUUGCCAGAUCUUGAUGAUUCCACAUCAUUUUUUGGAGUUUAUGAUGGACAUGGAGGAAAAGUUGUUGCUAAAUUCUGUGCGAAAUACCUCCACACACAAGUAGUCAAGAAUGAAGCCUAUGCAGCUGGAGAUGUAGGUACUUCUGUUCAGAAAGCUUUCUUCAGAAUGGAUGAAAUGAUGAGGGGACAGAGAGGGUGGAGAGAACUUGCUAUAUUGGGGGACAAGAUAAACAAGUUCACUGGAAUGAUAGAAGGCUUUAUUUGGUCUCCAAGAGGUGGUGAUUCAAAUGAUCAACAAGAUGACUGGGCUUUUGAGGAGGGUCCGCACUCUGAUUUCUCUGGACCAACAUCUGGAAGCACUGCUUGCGUGGCAGUCAUAAGAAAUAACCAACUUGUAAUAGGAAAUGCUGGUGAUUCACGUUGUGUAAUCUCAAGGAAGGGUCAGGCAUAUAAUUUGUCAAGGGAUCACAAGCCAGAACUCGAGGCUGAGAGAGAAAGGAUAAUAAAAGCAGGGGGAUUUAUCCAUGCAGGACGAGUCAAUGGAAGUUUGAACCUUGCAAGAGCAAUUGGAGAUAUGGAAUUUAAGCAGAACAAGUUUUUGCCUGCUGAAAAGCAAAUUGUGACUGCCAACCCUGACAUAAACAUUGUGGAGCUUUGUGAUGAUGACGACUUUAUCGUUCUAGCAUGCGAUGGCAUUUGGGAUUGCAUGUCAAGCCAGCAACUGGUGGAUUUCAUCCAUGAACAUAUUAACACGGAAAGCUGUCUCUCUGCAGUGUGCGAGAAAGUACUUGACAGGUGUUUGGCACCAUCAACGGCUGGUGGAGAAGGAUGCGAUAACAUGACCAUGAUUCUGGUGCAGUUUAAAAAGCCAAACAACUCCAAUGGUGCCAGCUCUGAGCAAUCAACACAGAGUGGUGUCAGCUCUGGGCAAUCGGCACUCCCUGAGCCCGAGACAGGUCAACUAAGUUGCCAACCCAAAUUCUAAAUUUUCUUGCUGGGCCUAAUUUACCACUGUCAGAUUAUCAGCUUCUAGUUCCGUAUCAGGUGGACAUUUAUGUGGGUUAGGCAUCGGUAGAAAUAGAAUGCAAGUAUUCAUCAUGAUUUAGUAAAACGGUCUUGAAGGGACACCCCUUGAGCAGAAUAGAAGUGCUUGAGCACGGGGUGAUUAUGAUAAAAAUGUACAUAUAUGUAAUCAUUGACCUACUUCUUGGAUGCCUUAUAAGGUUUGUUCUUUUUGUUAAGUGUGUCUUUCAGAACAGAUUGGCUAAACCUGUCAUCUACUCUACAAUGACAAAAGUUAUCGCUGUAUGAAAUUCCAUGAUGCAUCCAUUUCUGUUGUCA